UGGACAUUCACAAUUCAUAAACCCCGCUGAAUCUAAAUCAAAAGUGUCAAGUGUGUCCGAACCAAGUCAAUCACGCGAGCGACGGAGAAGAGUCCUCGUACUUGAUUGCCGCCCGAGGUUUGACAUGCCGAUAUAAAAGCCUUUUCCCGAGAGCGGCCGAGGCUCUGUACUCGGUUGGAGCCGUCCGUGGCAUGUAGUCUGGCCCGGAACGCUUGGCUCGACACAAGUUUUAACUCGCCGCCGCCGCCGCCCCCCGGGAGCGAUUUGUGGAUGCUGCAGAAAUAUUUGAAGCAAAAAAAAAAAGUGUUUUCCUCUGAUUUGGCAAAAAGGGGUCAAGCCUGAUUUUAUCCUGCGUUUGGUGCUGUGAAUUGGAGAAUAAAAUAUCGACUAAGAACCAUGCACUCUCGAAUUCUGAUGCUUUUCUGGCGCAAGAAGCUGCUCCUGUUCGCGACCUGUUUGCUCUUUCUGGUCGCGCUCUGGUUCUGGGGCUUCCUGUACACAACCCACGUGUCGGACGGCGGCAAGAUCGUGUCCGUCAAGGAGCUCAUGAUGGGUGGAGGGGGCGGCGCAAGCCACCGCGAAAGUCUGCUCCAGCGGCUAGGCUUCUACGAGGAGGACGAAGAGGGAGGUCCUGCGGCGGGCGUUCGCUUCGUGAAGCCCACGGGGAGUCUCGCGAUGCGGAAUAAAGGGAAAUUCUACAAUGAGUGGGAGGCCAUUCUCCAGGAUCGUGAUGAGGGGCCACAUAGUGCCAGACAGGAGGUUAAACGAAAGACAGCUGAAGAACUGCGCGCGGCAGCGGAGAAACAGAACCACUAUGAACACGAGCUCAAAAAGAUGGGCGUUCCGGUGAUUGCCGGUUUAGGACCCGGUGGUCAUCCGCCUCCGGUACAGCGAUUGGUUCAUCUAGACCUCAAAGGGGCACCACCAAAGAUUUCAUACCUGAAAAGGUUGAUGCCAAUUAUGAAAACGUUGGGUGCUACGGGCAUCCUGUUGGAGUACGAGGACAUGUUCCCAUACAGCGGACCACUAGCUUCGAUUGCCGCGAAAAAUGCCUACAGCAAAGAUGAUGUUCAAGAAAUCCUACAGACAGCAUUUGCCUUAGGCCUAACUGUGAUUCCGUUGGUGCAAACCUUUGGCCAUUUGGAGUUUGUACUCAAGCUGCAAGAAUUUCAACAUCUUCGUGAAGUCGACGAUGCUCCACAGGCGCUCUGUCCAAGUCAAAAUUCGUCCAUGGUAUUGCUGGAAGAGCUUCUGGAUCAAGUGAUUGAAUGCCACACUCCACCCCACAAUGUAAACCUGUUACACAAGGAAGACUUGGCCAAACUCACCCCUAAGCUGACCCACAUUCACAUUGGUUGUGACGAAGUGUUUCAAAUCGCGCAGUGCAAUCGUUGCAAGAAUCGGCUGAAGGAUACUCUUUUUCUCGAUCACGUGUAUAACGUAGUCACGAUGAUUCACAAAAAGUGGCCCCAUUUGAAAGUGAUCAUCUGGGACGAUAUGUUGCGACACAUUUCUCUGGAAACGUUGCAAGCUUCAGGGAUCGGUAAGCUGGUGGAACCAAUGAUCUGGGUUUACGCAGAAGAUAUCUACAAGUUCAUUCAGUCGUCGACCUGGGACAAAUACUCAACGGUUUUCAGCACCGCAUGGACCGCUUCUGCCUUCAAGGGAGCCCACGGUGAAGCGCUGCUGCUGCCGCCGGUUCGUCGUCACCUGGAGAACACCCUCCGUUGGUUGGUAGUUAUGCAGGGCGAAGGAACUCGCUUCAGUAAUGGCUUGCAAGGACUAGCCCUCACCGGUUGGCAACGAUACGACCAUUUUGCCAUUCUCUGCGAACUACUUCCCACGUCACUGCCAUCGCUUGCGGUAUGUCUGUCGACGGCAUCCCGAGGCUAUUUCGAUGUGAAUCCCAAAACCAACGCCAUCCUGAGCAGCCUUACCUGUCCCGAACCAACGAGCGAACGGCACGCGUGGAUUGAACUUCACAAGGAUUCGAUGCUAUCGACCUUCUCGAGAUGCAUGUUUCCAGGCAGUGUAAUCUACCGGUUCGUUCUACGACUCAUGACCCUCAUGACCGAGGCCAAAGAGUACAUCGAUGAGGUCAAGCAGAAACGGGGUUGGCUAACGGAUUACAACAUCCGUCACAAUUUCACCUCGGGAACGCGCGUAGACGAUCUGCUUGGAGAUGAUUACAGACUGUUAAACUCCAUAACCAAUUUGGCGCGAAAUGCCGCAUCCUCGCUGGCAGAUGUUUACGACCAUUGGACUUCCGGGGAGUUUAUCGAGCAGCGCAUCUACCCCAUACUGGCUGAGUUGAAGAAUCUGGAGCGGAUCGGGGAAGGACUGAAAAAGCGUAAGACUUGGCCGCAACGACCUCUGCCCUACCUGAAACCGUUCGAAGCGCUCGGGAUCGACGAGAAAACCUAGCUAGAGGAGUACGUGAAGAUUCCACUGAGACAUUAAACCUGCCACGGGUAUCUUUUGAGCAGUUUCAUACAGACUUCACAUGUGAUUUACAGACGGACAAGUUUUUUCUUAAAACAGUAGUGUUGACUUGAUAAAACAUAGAAUGUUAGCUCAGUAGAUUGAUCGAAAACGGCGAAACAAAUCCCGAAUUAAAACAACUCUUACCUUCAGUAUUAGCACGAUUAGACGAACGUUUCGGUGAAAACAAGACUGAAAUUCUAAAACAAGUAAAUAUUAAUAAAUGUUGUAGAGAAAAAUCCUUA
This is a messenger RNA of Culex pipiens pallens (northern house mosquito), 2726 nucleotides long. RefSeq names its product hexosaminidase D. Lineage: Eukaryota; Metazoa; Arthropoda; Insecta; Diptera; Culicidae. The coding region runs from base 397 to 2424 and encodes 675 amino acids. The transcript has 4 exons. Gene Ontology annotation, biological process: carbohydrate metabolic process. The record is from RefSeq and is a predicted model, not a curated record. Gene Ontology annotation, molecular function: hexosaminidase activity.